Podarcis lilfordi (Lilford's wall lizard) is the source of this 33910-nucleotide messenger RNA. Lineage: Eukaryota; Metazoa; Chordata; Lepidosauria; Squamata; Lacertidae. The record is from the annotation of a GenBank genome assembly.
ACAGAAUCCUGGAAUACGAUGGUAAUUCCACUGCCCUUUGAUGUCAUAGGUGAGCCAUCCUGAGCAUUCUCUGCAGGUCUCAAGCAGGUGAUAUAAUACAAUGCCAUUGGCCCUCUCUUGCAAGGUAGGCCUCAAGCCUAGGGAGGUUGUUUGCUUCUGAGCCACAAACCCUCCCACUGUGCCCAGUCUGGGCUUCGUAUACCUGCAGCCGGAAGUAGGCUUUUGCCCACACGUGAAUUUUACAGGGUCAAGUGGACACCAAGCACGGGGGGCCAGCCACAAAUGUGCAUGAGUCAUCAGAGGUAGCAGGGAGACAGUAUGAGCCGCAACUAAGGUAAAUUAGGAAUAGUAUGUCCCUUUUGGAUAGAGCCCGUGUAGAUGUGUGUCCCUCAGGCCAGCUAAGGAUACUUGUACCUGCAACAGCCUUAUUUGUGCUGUUCGUUGCUCAACAUGUAGGUCCUUGAACCCUGCUGCCAAAGCCUUACUCCUCCCCCUCUGGAGUCUUAUCCUUGAUGUAAUUUCUCCCAUUUGCAGUUUGACUACACAAACCUCUCUUGCGUCCCCUGCCUGGCUGGUUCCUGCUGUUGCCCACAUCGCCUUGGAUGACUACAUCCCUCUAUCCUAUCAGCCAGAAGUGGUCACCUUAAAAGAGACCCUGCUGCCACAAUUCCCUUAAUUCAGGGCAAGGGAAAUUGGGGCCGUCCAGAUGUUGCCGACAUACAACUCCCAUCAGCGCUAGCCAGCACGGACUGCUAUAUCCAUCCUCCUGCCUGAUGGCCAACAGGCGUGAGGCACGUUUGACCAGAUGUGGCUGAACCUACAACAUCCACCAUCCCUGGCCACUGGCCAUGCUUACUAGGGCUGAUGGGAGUUGUAGUUUGGCAAUGUUUGGGAGGCCAAAAGUUCCCCACACCUGAUUUUGAGGGGCACAGGAUAGCUGCCCAACAUCCUUAAGGCAGGGGCAGCCGAACUGGUUCCCCCAAGAUGCAUGUUGGACUACAGUUCCCAUCCUCCAUGACCAUUGGCUCUGCUGGCUGAGGCUAAUGGGAGUUGUAGCUCAGGAACUGGUUAGCAAUUUCUACUUUAAGCAGUGCACUGAUGAGAGUGCCUUAUCUAACCACAAGAAAGAGAGAGAAGGAUAUAGUAGGCAAGGAGGGUUUGGCAAACCACCUCUGCUGAUCGGUUAACAUCCCUGUUUUAAUUCAGGAAGAAGUUCCUGGAGAGCAGCUUAAAAUAGAGGCUUUUGAGAUCUCCUUUCUAAUUAUCCUUAUUUUGGCCAUUAUCUAGUUAACAAGCUUCAGUUGCUCUGGGACAGAAUUAAUUCUCCUCAAAAUACCUUUUGCAAAAGAUCUUUCUGAAAGGCCCGGGGUGGGGGAGGGGCACGUGUUUUAACAAAGCAAAACGAAAAGGCCUCUCCUGGAGCACCUGCCGCUCUCCCUGGUUUCCAUAGAAACGCCAAACAGCCGCAUGGGAGCCUUGCGGAGGAGCUGGGCCCUCGCCGCCGGCGGGAGCGGGAGCCUCGGCUUUUCGGGGGCGAGGAAGGGACUCGGAAACUGCCCGUGGGUUGGGGGGGGGAUGCUGGUUGGGGCAGCCGGCCGUGGAGACCAAGCUGUGGGGUAGUAACUUUGUGGGUGGGGAGAGAAGAAGAGCUCCCCAUGCAAGAGGAGGAACGGGGUUCGUCUGCCGCGGCUCCCGAUGGCCUCGUUACCGCUCGGUGAGAGGAAUGCCCUUUGCACAUGCACAGAGGUGCUCUCGUCUCCGUUGCGGUGCAAGAGCGCCAACUUGGCCCCGCGACCCGUGGGUGCCCCGGGGACGUGGGUGCCAUGCAGCGUGCAGUGACCCUGUGGGUGCUCGGCACCUUCAUGGGGCAUUUUGUGGGUGCUCAGGGAGUUGGCACCUUUGUUGCGGUGCCAGGUUUUUUGGAGCUCAAAGGCCUGUUUCUUACAGGGUUUAUGUUUACCUGGGAAUGCUGUGCUUGGUUGGAGGGUGGAUAGCGAGGGGAAGCAGCUGGAGGGUAUGGGAACUGUUGGUUUAGAUUUUGGAAGGGGAAGGGUGCCCAAUAGCUUGAAUGUGUGUGUGUGUUUGUAUGUGUGUAUUGAUGUGAUCAAGCAGUGCUUCCCUGUCUAAUGACCUGAGCUGCUUUGUGCCUGGCAGUGAAGGAAAAAGCACUUUAAAAAAUGAUUUCCAAAAUGAAAAGCCCAUUUUAAGUUUGCAAAAAGAGCAGAAACGCAGUGCAGGGGCACCUUUGAGUCAGCUCAGCUGUUACUGCGCUGUCCGAACCCAAGUGAGCAUCUCUGAAAAGCUUCUGGGAAAAGGUAGGUUUAUCAACGGACUCCAACAAGAAUAAGCAGUAUUGGGUGCAGAUCCAUCCUGCCCUACUAAAAAUUUCCUCCUUGCCAUGGGCAUGGCAGGGAGGGGCAACUCCCCCCCAAUCAAUAAAAAAACAAUAAAAAUACAUAGCUAACUGAGGUUCUGCCCCCUAACAACAGGCCUGCCCCCCCCAAAAAAAAUCCUGGCUACGUCCAAUAAAAGAAAGUGGACAGCUGCCAUAGGUUGUAUGAUGCGGGUGUCUGUCUCCGGAUUAUAUUCUGUCAUAAGCUCCUAUAUGGGAUAUUGAUGUGGAGAGGAGGGCUCUCUAGUUUAGCUACAACAGUGAGCUUGUCACCUUGUCCCUGCAGGUGGCUGUGCGGUGCGCCAUGACUGACAUACCUGUUCACUGUGAGUUGCUGGACAGGCAGUGGAGCUGGCACCAAGAAUAUGCAGGUGAUUGACCACGGAGCUGCUUAUUGGGACAGCCAAGAUCCAGAUUCUCUGGGAAUGUACUGCUUUGCACAAAUAUAUUGUUUCAGCGACCAAUAUUUUGAAAGGAUUUGGAAUUCAUGUCCCUGACUUGAGGGAAUUGAAAGAGGGCAGGAUCUGAGGGGUAGAUUAACUUGUAGGGUACUAUAAAAAGCUAACUAAAGUAGUAACACCUUGCCUCUCUGUUUGUAAGCCCUGCUCACUUCCUCACCAGACUCUGGUAACCACACAUUUGCAAGGUUUCUUUUCCAGAGCUAUAUGGGCUGGGUUUCGAGAAAUGGAAGCUGAGUUUGCCAGGACGCCAAAUAUUCUUCUCAGCGCACAAUGCUUGUAUAGCAGCCUCCCAGAAAUACAUGGGAUAUGUAUUCAGUUCAGUUUUGAAGAGGCUGUCAUGACCCAUAAAUGGUGGACAUGUUUACUCCAAAUUCUCAACUGGUUGCAGACACCACACAGUGGGCAAAGGCUACAGUGACCCCUAAAGGGUGUUUGGGGUAGGGUGGCAGUCAAAGGAAUGUAAGUGCUUUGUGGUAGUCUCUGCAGCUGCCAUGAGAGGCAAAGCUGAUGCUCUCUCACUUCACCACAAGCACACACCUCUCCUGUCCCAAAAAUAAAUCUAGUAUUAAAGAAGAGCAAGACCUAGAACAAGACUGGGGAACCUCAUUAUGCCCAUUCUAUUAUGCCCUCCCUAUUUGGCUGGCCAGGCCACACCCACCUGCUCUACGACACCUGAUGUCAUAUAUGAAGUCACUUGUGAGGUAUGUAAGCUUGAGGCUUUGUCCAAAGGGUGUUUGCUGGCCUGCAAAGCCCUUUUCAAAGCAUAGGGCGAGAUAGUGCUUUGAGUGGGGCUUCUGAAAACACACUAUUUUCUGCAGCUCUUUGAACAGAGCUUCUGAAGAUCCAAUAACAAGCUGAUUGUCCUAGAAGAAACAGUGGUCACGGGAGUUGCAGAUUUGUCAGUGUUAAGAAUAAGAAUAAGAAUAAGAAUAAGAAUAUAUUAUUUAUACCCCGCCCAUCUGGCUGAGUUUCCCUAGUCACUCUGGGCAGCUCCCAACAGAAUAUUAAAAACACGAUAAAACAUCAAACAUUAAAAACUUCCCUAAACAGGGCUGCCUUCAGAUGUCUUCUAAAAGUCAGGUAGUUGUUUGUUUCCUUGACAUCUGAUGGGAGGGCAUUCCACAGGGCAGGCGCCACUACCAAGAAGGCCCUCUGCCUGGUUCCCUGUAACCUCACUCGGAGGAGGACCUCAGUGAACGAUGAGGGUGGAGACGCUUCUUCAGGUAUACAGGACUGAGGACAUUUAGGGCUUUAAAGGUCAGCACCAACACUUUGAAUUGUGUUCGGAAACAUACUGGGAGCCAAUGUAGGUCUUUCAGGACCAGUGUUAUAUGGUCUAUGCAGCCACUCCCAGUCACCAGUAUAGCUGCCGCAUUCCGUUGGACCUUUAUUGGGUCAUUUUUUGCUGCAUUUGCCUUUGGAGUAGGGCAAUCCCCUGAAAGUCUUGUGGGGCUACAUUCCUUUUGGAGUCCUAGGAUCUUUUAACAACCUCAGUGUUUCUUUUGUUCUCUUGCAGUUGGGCCCAAAGUGUAAAGCAGGAGGGGACAGUGACGCUGGAGGGGGCAGAAGAACCAGCAGAGGAGGUAAGGUAGCAGCUACUCCAAGAUUUCUGCUCCAUGCUUCCUAGGUCCAAGAGGUGCCUUCAGGGCAAAAGGCUGCCUGCAGCAGCCUUUCUCAGCCUCGUGCCCUUCUUCACACAGUGUACAAUUGAACUAUGGAACUCCCUUCCCACAGGAAGCAGUGAUGGCCACCAAGGGAUUUAAGAGAGGAUUGGGCAAAUUCAUGGAGGAUAAGGCUCCCAAUGGCUGCUGGCCAUGAUGACUUUGCUCUACCUUCAUGGUUGUUGUUGUUGUUUAGUCGUUAAGUCAUGUCCGACUCUUCAUGACCCCAUGGACCAGAGCACGCCAGGACCUCCACUGCCUCCCGCAGUUUGGUCAAACUCAUGCUGGUAGCUUCGAGAACACUGUCCAACCAUCUCGUCCUCUGUUGUCCCCUUCUCCUUGUGCCCUCCAUCUUUCCCAACAUCAGGGUCUUUUCCAGGGAGUCUUCUCUUCUCAUGAGGUGGCCAAAGUAUUGGAGCCUCAGCUUCAGGAUCUGUCCUUCCAGUGAGCACUCAGGGCUGAUUGCCUUAAGAAUGGAUCUUCUUGCAGUCCAUGGGACUCUCAAGAGUCUCCUCCAGCACCAUAAUUCAAAAGCAUCAAUUCUUCGGCGAUCAGCCUUCUUCAUGGUCCAGCUCUCACUUCCAUACAUCACUACUGGGAAAACCAUAGCUUUAACUAUACGGACCUUUGUCGGCAAGGUGAUGUCUCUGCUUUUUAAGAUGCUGUCUAGGUUAGUCCACCUUCAUGGUGGAAGGCACAGUAAUGCUUUUGAAUGCCAGUUGCUGGAAACCACAGGAGGGUAGACUGCCAAUCCAGUCAGGACUGGGGCUGGGACAUUAUCUUAAUAUUGUUUCAGGCAGCAAAAUGUUUUAGGUUAGCCUUAAAGACAAGCGAGGUUGCCCAUGCUUAGUACAUACUGACAAAUAUUGUAUCCAGUGUUGCACCAGCAGGGUUCCACUGACACAGGGGGGACUUCUGCUUCCUUUCCUCCGCCUGCAUGCCCCAAAAUCUGCUGGAGGCUCCUCCAACGCUCUGGAACUAAUUUUGAGGGUGCACCAGGGGGGCAGGGGACAAAAGAAAAAGAGGAGGCUCUAGAUCAGGGGUCAGCAACGUUUUUCAGCCAUGGGCCGGUCCUCCGUCCCUUAUACCUUGUGGGUAGCCGGACUAUAUUUUGAAAAAAAUAAUAAUGAACCAAUUCCUACGCCCCCACAAUAACCCAGAGAUGCAUUUUAAAUAAAAGCACGCAUUCUACUCAUGUAAAAACACCAGGCAGGUCCCACAAAUAACCCAGAGAUGCAUUUUAAAUAAAAGGACACAUUCUACUCAUGUAAAAACACACUGAUUCCCAGACUGUCCGCAGGCCGGACUGAGAAGGCGAUUGGGCCGCAUCCGGCCCCUGGGCCUUAGUUUGCCUACCCCUGCUCUAGAUAGCGCCAAUCAUUAAAUGGGCUUGCUUCGCAAGACGAAAAAACCGCUAGACGAAGACUCUCGCGGAACGGAUUAAUUUCGUCUUGCGAGGCACCACUGUACAGAAAUCUGUUGCACCAACAAAGCUGCAGUGUUGGAUACGGCCCUAAGUGAGAGAUCCAUUGUCUCCUGCCUCUUCCAUUCUUAAGUCACAGCAGGAACAAGUCCUGCUUCUUCAGGUGUGUUUUUCUGUAUCAUAAUAUGUCUUAGACUAGCCAUCUAGUCCCCAUAUGUGCCAUUUGAACCCUUGUUCUUCUAAAAACCAGCUGCACUGGCUCCCGGUGGAGUACAGGAUCAGGUUUAAGGUGCUGGUUUUAACCUUCAAAGCCCUAUACGGCCUGGGACCCUCCUACCUACGGGACCGCCUCUCCUGGUAUGUCCCACGGAGGACCUUACGGUCUUCAAAUAAAAACAUCUUGGAGGUCCCGGGCCACAGGGAGGUUAGGCUGGCCUCAGCCAGAGCCAGGGCUUUUUCGGCUGUGGCCCUGAUCUGGUGGAACACUCUGUCACAAGAGACUAGGGCCCUGCGGGACUUGACAUCUUUCUACAGGGCCUGCAAGACAGAGCCUUUGGCCAAGGCACAGUCUGACCCCCUCCUUCUGCAAUCCUCAUAUAACUCUAGCCCAAUGGUUGCCAUUAAUUUGACUCUGAAUUGAUUUUAGAAUGAAUUGAUUUUUAGAAUGAAUUGAUUUUAGAAUGAAUUGAUUUUAGAAUGUAUUUCAAUUAAUUGAUUGUGAUUUUAUGUAAAUUGUGUUAUUUUUACUGUUGUUAGCCACUCUGAGCUGGCUUCGGCUGGGGAGGGUGGGAUAUAAAUAAAAUAUUAUUAUUAUUAUUAAAUGUUCCUCAUCCAACUGUGCUCAGUUGGCAGAUUGAAGCCUGACGGAGAUGCCCCCUCCAACAUCGAACGUACACAACUGCACCCCACUCGCCGCCACCCAUCCACCGCUCCCAAUACCAGCAGGUAUAGACAAGAAGGUGAGUUGCCAAGAUACUGCCAGGGGUUCUGUGCCGUGGGUAGAUGUUCAUGUGAUUUGCUAUCCCCUCUAGAUUUGCUUUAUUAUUUUAUUUUGUUUAUUGAUCCUCUUUGUGUUAUUUUCCUUUCUUAUUUUUGCAGUUUCUAAGCAGUGCACAUAAUUUAUUUUGAAAAGUAUACAACGGGCAAGUUCAAUUAAAAUUAAACAUGGAAACAAAACUUCCUUAAAAUGGAUGCUGAAGUAGAAAGGUCUUUGUUACAUGCCUGACAUUCAACAGGGAGAAGGCCUGUCUCAUUUCAGCUGGGAGGGAAUUCUACGGAAUCAGGCCAACAACACCAAAUUCAUAACGCCUGAUGGAUAUGAGUUGUGCAUCCAAGCCAUGUUCCCAUCAGGCUGCUACAGAUUCUUUACCGUUGAUAGUGUGUGCUGCCUGUAAAUCCUUGCCAAAUUGGACUUCCUGGUUGACAGCUGGUACAAAGGUGGGCAAUAGAAAUUUCAAAGUAAUAGUGCCACUGUAUUCUGCUCUGGUCAGACCUCACCUGGAGUACUGUGUCCAGUUCUGGGCACCACAGUUCAAGAAGGACACUGACAAACUGGAACGUGUCCAGAGGAGGGCAACCAAAAUGGUCAAAGGCCUGGAAACGAUGCCUUAUGAGGAACGGCUAAGGGAGCUGGGCAUGUUUAGCCUGGAGAAGAGGAGGUUAAGGGGUGAUAUGAUAGCCAUGUUCCAAUAUAUCAAAGGAUGUCACAUAGAGGAGGGAGAAAGGUUGUUUUCUGCUGCUCCAGAGAAGCGGACACGGAGCAAUGGAUCCAAACUACAAGAAAGAAGAUUCCACCUAAGCAUUAGGAAGAACUUCCUGACAGUAAGAGCUGUUUGACAGUGGAAUUUGCUGCCAAGGAGUGUGGUGGAGUCUCCUUCUUUGGAGGUCUUUAAGCAGAGGCUUGACAACCAUAUGUCAGGAGUGCUCUGAUGGUGUUUCCUGCUUGGCAGGGGGUUGGACUCGAUGGCCCUUGUGGUCUCUUCCAACUCUAUGAUUCUAUGAUUCUAUAUCUAUUGCACACUGGGCAAUAGAUAGAGGACACAAUACAGUGGUACCUCGGUUUAAGAACAGUUCUGUUUACGAAUGAUUCGGUUUACGAACUCCACAAAACCGAAAGUAGUGUCCCGGUUAGAGAACUUUACUUCGGUGUAAGAAUGGAAUCCGAAAGGUGGAAGGGCACUGGUGGCGGGAGGCCUCAUUAGGGAAAGCGUGCCUUGGUUUAAGAACAGUUUUGGUUUAAGAAUGGACUUCUGGUACAGUUUAAGUUCGUAAACCGAGGUCGAACUUAAUCCAUUCCAGUGAUCUGUUCAACUCCCGGAACCAUUCAAAAACCAAGGCGCGGUUUCCGAUUGGCUGCAGGAGCUCCUGCACUCAAUCAGAAGCCGUGGAAGCCGCGUCGGACGUUCAGCUUCCCAAAAACAUUCACAAACUGGAACACUCAGUUCCAGGUUUGCGGUGUUUGGGAGCCAAUUUGUUCAGGAGCCAAGCCUUUCAACAACCAAGGUACCACUGCUUGGUGUGAGGUAGGUGCUAAGAGGUCACAAAGGUUGGAAAGCCUAGCUUUCUCGUUCCAGGAGAUGCAGCCUCUCUGAUAGAGGGACGCUCACCUCGCAGCAUCAACUUCAACUCUUCCUUCAACCCAGAGCGCCUCAAGCAAGCCAGGCAGUUUGUGGAGAGAGCCAUCAAGGUGAGUCGCCUUGGCUCACCUGGUCUCUACCUUUUUAGCCUUCACCCUGCCUGUUUUCCCCUCUUUUGUAGCCUUGGUUGGAUGGGUCAACCCAGCCCAAUGGGGAGGAUAUUACUAUUAUUAUUAUUAUUAUUAUUAUUAUUAUUAUCAUCAUCAUCAUCACUGAGGGGCGAGUCCCUGCCUCACCUCCCCGCUGCAGGGCAAAGUUGAUAAGCCUCUCCUGUUGCCCCAUAGCAAAGGAAGAUCUUCAUGGUGAACGGCCCUUACCCCGUGAUUCGGAGACGGCUGCUUGGCAGGGGCUGGGUGGAGAGAAAGUUUCCCAAGGUGGCUAAAGUAGUGAAUAAGCGAGAACGUCCGCCUGAUGGGGAGCAGGAUGAAGAUGGUGAUGACAGUGACGGGCCUGAGGACGGUAAGGCCACCAGCCUCUCGCAACUUCUCUUUUAAUUUUAUUGAACAAAAUUUGUAUACCGCCUGACUGUAUAUUUACAAAAGAGGAAACCUUCUAGGCGAUUUACAAAAAUGUAAAAUUAAACAUUGAGAUUCUCAAUUAGAACCACAUAAAAAGAGAUAUUUAAUAGAAUCGUAUCACUGUAGCGUUGGAAGGGACCUCAAGGAGCAUCUAGCCCAACCCUCUGCAAUGGUAUUUAAAAACAUUCGAAAGUUUGUUUUGAAUUUUGGGAAGAAUCUCAGAUGUACACGCACCAGAUAUGUUCAUCUGUCCUGCUCCAAAUAAACCCAUGCAUGCUAUAAAAACAGGUGCAAAGCUACUAAGAGAGAGACUUAGGUUUGACAUGGCAUGGGCACUAGCCAAUCGGUGCCCAUCACAACUGGCUUUCAUUUGUUCAGUGUGAAACACUGAAAAGCCAAGCUAUAUUUUGUCCUAGGAUUGGAAAUGUGUGUGUAUGUGUGUUGAGGGCACUAAUAGUACUUUCAAACUACCUCCACCUCUCUUAAAAUGUCACCUCUGACUUUACACUGUUUCCUAUGGGUUACUUAACCUUCUCAAAUGCAGUGAACUGUGUAAAAGUGCUACAAGGAAACACAAGAUGGUAUUACUAUGUUUUCCUAAGCAUGAGGUUUGUGUUGGCAACACAGCAAGGGGAAGCACAGCAAAAUAGCUACGUUUGUGAAGACUGAAGAAAAUAAUGUAAAACUUGCAGUAAAAAUGGACUAUAUUAGGUUAGGUGGAAAAAACGCUCUUAGAUUUCACUUGGCAUUUUUGUAACAAGAAAAAGAUGUAACUGAUGUAAAUAUUGCUCCAGGUUUUGGAAGGAAACCACUGGCAACCCAAGAUCUGUAUACAUUUGCUAAUAAAAUAGCACUCUGCACUAUUUUCCUAAUUUAGCCUCUUCAGAGUGUGCAUUCUACAACUUAAAUUUAUAAAAUUAAGUGUGAAUAAGUAUCAUUAGGUGUGUCUCUGCUAUUCUGCAUUUAACAUUUAUGUGUGUAUAUAGAUCUAUAAAAUUAAAACCCAUGCUGCCUUUCUAUCAAUGAUUUGAAGGUGGUUAUCAAUUUCAAAGUGGUUUACAAAAAUAACAAAAUAAUUAAAUAUAUGGAUGAGCACCCAUAUUUUUAUGGUCUUACCCACUGUAAUAAGCACUUUAAAUACAGUUUCAGUGUGUCCAAGAAGGAGACUGCUCCCUGGUAAUGACUGUGAGUGACCCUUGACUCCGCUGUUUUCCGUUUCCUUCACAGAUGAGGAGGAAGAAGGGGAAGAUGAUCAGGAUGAUUCCAUUGAUAGUACCUAUAGCCUGAUGGUUAGUUUGAUGUGAUGGUGAACUUACCCCUAAAUGCUUCCUUCAAGCAGCUAAACCUUUCCCUCCACAAUUCUGGUUCCUGCAAAAGCCUGUUGAGGACUGCACAAACACACAGGGCAGUUUAAAGUGGAUUUGAUGCAUGCUUUUCAUGCCUUCCGCACCACCUUGUCCUCAUCCAGGUUGCAGCCCACGGUCCCCUCACCUCCAUCUAAUUCAGAUUUCCCCAAUAUCAGUAGAUCCAUACUAAGGCAAUAGAGGCCAACCAAAUGUGACAAGGCAGUGUGCAAGCUUUCCAGGUUCUAUUGUUAAUAGCAUGCACACUAUUCUGUGACGUUUUGGUUGGCCUUAUACAGUGGUACCUCGGUUUUCGAGCAUCUCAGAAGCCGAAUGAUUCAGAACCCAGACACUGAAAACCUGGAAGUAAUUGCUUCCAUUUUCAAACACGCCUCGGAAGUCGAAUGGCUUCUGAGGCGUGUUUCUCCAUUUAUUCAAUGGAUUUUGCCAACGGCCCAUUGAUCCUCGGCUUUUGAACAUUUGAGAAGUCGAACGGUCUUCCAGAACGGGUUACAUUCAAAAUCCGAGGUUCCACUGUAUACAGUUCAAUUUCAAACACUCGUGUUGUUGUUCAUGGACAAAAACACACAUGGAAAAAUCGGAUAUGUGUGCAACAAAAGAACAGUGGCUAGAGAAACUGAUGAGCUAUGCGGAAUUGGCCAAGUUGACAUAUAAACUGUGUGACGAGGACAAUCGUGACUUCAAGGUAGAAUGGGAACCUUUUACAAAUUAUCUAAAAAGACAACAAAAUGAUCUGGACUCCUUGGCAGGCCUUGAAUAAACAUCCACAAAUUUAUUAGUUGAAUAUAUGAUAGAUAAGGCAAUGAUACGUACAAUUCUACAAUAUGUAGAGAACAAUAUGUGCAAAGAAACCAGAGAGAGGAGCUGAGGGAAGUCCUGGGGGGGAGGAAGGGAAAAAUAGUAGCUAGUGACUGGACCAAGGUGACCCAGUGAGCUAUAUGGCUUUGUAGAGAUGUGAAUCUGGGUCUCCUCAAUCCUAAUCAGACUUUCUAACCGCUGCAAUACACAUGCUGUCUGUUUGAUCAUCAUAGACCCCCUCCUUGUGUUCUUCAGCAUCACCUAGAUUUAUUCAGGAUUUGGGUUUUUUCCAUUUAUACAUCAUUUCUCAAAUAGAAAAAGGUCCUUAAGUGAAUGACAGUCAAAUGAAAACAAAAAACAAAAACAGUAAUAUGAGAAUUAUUUUAAAAAUAUUUAACAGUGCAACACCAUAUUGUGAGAUCUGCCCAAAUGCUUUGGGGGGAAAUGUCUUCACCUGGUGCCAAAAAAGAUGACGAGGUUAAUACCAGGUGGGCCUCCCUAGAGAGAACAGAAAAGACCUGUCUGGCCAUUGGCACCCUCCAGACCUCCCUUGGAGGUGGCAUGCAGAGAAGGGCUUCAGAUGAUGAUCUCAGGGUGUCAGUUUUUAGGUAUAAUGGUCCUGAACCAUAUAAGGCCAUAUAACGGUCAAAACCAGGACUUUGAAUUGGGUCUGGACCAAAAUUGGAAGCCAGUGCUGUUGGGCCACCAUCAUGCCACCUUGUUCCAGUCAAUAAUUUAGCUGCCUGUUCAUAUUUCACCUUUCCCAAGAACAGAUCUGUCACCUGCACCCAGUUCCCCCCCACCUUGUUGUUGUUGUUUGUUGUUGUUGUUUGUUGUUGUUUUAACCAGCUUCUGUGCUGUUUCACUAGGCUUCCACGUUUACUUUUCACCCUUCCUCUUUCCCUGGCAGUCAAGGUUGGUUCGCAAUCAGAUCCCCUAUUUCAUCUGGACCAACCGGCGUGAUGUCAUUGACUGCCGCCUCCUGCGCAAAGAUCAGAUGAUGAACCACUAUGCCAAGGCGGGCACCUUCACCACCAAGGUGGGCAGAGUUUUUGCUUCCUGAACGUCUGGGCCACGCUAGCAGACUGCGAAUGGCGCUUUGAGUUGGGAAAAGGAAUCUGCAGGAUCUGGGCCCAACCGGCUUGUGUAUGUGUGCUGUGGGGACUUGGGAAAUUAAGCCGCUGCAAAGGCAUCCAUCCCUUCUUUCUCAGGUAGGGCUGUGUCUGAACCUGCGAAACCUGCCAUGGUUUGAUCAGGCUGAUGCCGAUACCUUUUUCCCACGUUGUUACCGCCUUGGAGCUGAAGAUGAAAAGCAUGCCUUUAUUGGUGAGAACUGUUCACAAUGCUCUCCUUCGGUGGGGUGGGGAAGAGAAGGAAACUCCAUGACUCUAGCACAAUGGGCACAAUGGGAUGAGAGAUGCCUUAUACCAGUGUAAAGGACCACCAUGUUUUGGGAUAUACUUUCUACUUUGAUGGUUUGUCUUAGUGCAGUAGGAAGUCUUGUCAAGGUGUUUAGCUAAUCUCAGUAGGGGCCAUGCAGUAUUCUCCAAGAUAGCAAACAAAUGAACAAAUUUGUUUCCCUAAAUGGUUUCACUUUUCUACUUAAAGCAGCGGAGCUCUCAGUUUUUGCCCCAAAGUUGAUUAUCCCCCUUCGUUAGAUGACGGAUUCUCAGUCUCUUCCUUGGAGGAUCUGGGAGGGAUUAUAGCUGCUACUUUCAAGAGCCUAAUAAAGUCAAGAAAACACAUGUUUGACCCUCCUUUUUUUGGGGGGGGGUAUUUAUAAUAACAGCAACAUCCUCAGAGAUACUUAAUUUGGUUUCAUGAUCAGUAAGGAAAGUAAAGGUAAAGGUAAAGGUACCCCUGACCGUUAGGUCCAGUCACAGAUAACUCUGGGGUUGUGGACUUAUCUCACUCUAUAGACCGAGGGAGCCGGCGUUCGUCUGCAGACAGUUUCCGGGUCAUGUGGCCAGCAUGACUAAGCCGCUUCUGGCGAACCAGAGCAGUGCACGGAAACAGUUUACCUUCCCGCCGGAGCAGUACCUAUUUAUCUACUUGCACUUUGGCGUGCUUUUGAACUGCUUGGUUGGCAGGAGCAGGGACUGAACGGGAGCUCACCCUAUCAUGGGGAUUCGAACCGCCGACCCUCUGAUUGGCAAGCCCUAGGCUCUGUGGUUUAGACCACAGCGCCCCCCAUGUCCCAAGUAAGGAAAGCAUUAGACCCCAAUUCACACUGCAAUUCUGAAAGAAAGGCAUAAAUAAAGGAGUAGAGCAGGGUGGAUAAUAUUUAUUCUUCACAGGAGACUGUGGAGACACACUUUGUAUAGUUACAGGCACAAAUCUUUCCCACAGUUUAUUUCCUCCUUCCCACCCAGUUGCUUUCCCAUUGGUUAGAGUAACUUCAGUUUCUAUCCUACCUCAAGGCAAUAGUUUUAAAAUACUGUACAAAAAAAGCUGAAUUAAUUGGCCAAUUAAAAAUAGGUUAUGCAAGCUAACACAUAUCAGGUUGCUUCUGUUGUUAUUGUUGCUGUUACUAUAUGUGGCACUUUUCAGAGUGUCUUAAGAAAAAAACCACCCUGUCCUCAUGGAGCUUACAAUCUAAAUGUUGACAGGACAGGAAACUAAGGAGAGGGGAGGCAAGUAAAGAAAGGGCAAUACCUACCACCAUAGUGUAGGAUCCUGCCCAGGUAAAUGGCUCCCAUGCCAUUAGUAGAAAGUGUGACUGGAUCGUGAAUGGAUGUUUCCCCAGAAACAUUGCAAGUUCUUGUUUGGCUUACUUUUAAAUGAGUAAGAUUAAUCCCUGUGAAAGAGUCUUUAAUAAGCUUGUAAAAAAGAAAGGAAUGUUAUUCAGCUCUGUGUAAAUUAUGUCCCAUUUAAAUGGUUACCCAUCAUGAGUCCUUAGGAUGGGGUGAAAUAGAAAUGAAAACAAAUACCGUAUUUUUCGCUCUAUAAGACGCACCAGACCACAAGACGCACCUUGGUUUUGGAGGAGGAAAACAAGAAAAAAAAUAUUCUGAAUCCCAGAAGCCAGAAGAGCAAGAGGGAUCGCUGCGCAGUGAAAGCAGCAACCCCCUCUUGCUGUUCUGGCUUCUGUGAUAGCUGCGCAGCCUGCAUUCGCUCCAUAAGACGCACACACAUUUCACCUUACUUUUUAGGAGGGAAAAAGUGAGUCUUAUAGAGCAAAAAAUACGGUACUUCCCCCCUCUGGAUUCUCACCAGAGAAUUAUGUGUCCUUCCUCCCUUUUAUGGUAGAGGAUUUCCAGCUCACUGCAGCCAGGAGCCUUCUCAAAGUGGUGGUGAAACGAUACUGGAAUGAACCCAACAUGACAAGACUGGAUGCUAAUCAGAAUGAGCCCCCAAAUUUCCCAGAGACUCCAGGUAAGCGGUAGGAGCUGUGUGUUCAAAAAAAGGAACAGCCACAGAGAUUUCUCUACCGCCGUCUCCAGCGAGUACCUGGAGAAGGUCCUGGAUGGGAGAGCAGAACAUGUGAUAAAUUGCCUUUCUCUUGAUAUUUUUGCUAAUGCCAUCAGUUGUGUUCUAGGGGAGACUAUUGAGAAGUGGCUAUGGACUACUUCCAAAAGUGUAGCCCCCUGGCUUUUUCUCUUAAGAUAUUUUUCACAGCUGAGUGAUCCUUCUCUUGUCUAUGGUUGAGUUGGUCUUCUCUGUUUAAGAAGAGAGAAUGGGGUAGAGGUGUUUGACAUGCAAAUGAACUUUCUUUUCAAUGGAGAUUAGAUAAGAAACUAAUUGAAGCAUGAGCUUGCUUCAAGUCUUCCAUGUGAAAAUGUCCUAAGAAAGAAGUGCUAUGGAGUUCUUUAUCUGAAGUGAGCUGGGUGGGUAGGUCUAGCUUUUAGGCUCUCCCAGAUCACUGAUCACUUUUUCCAAGUCAUUUUCCAACCACCACUCCUCAGUGUCCAGCCAGACCCUGACAACUGGGAAUCUGUUUGUUUGUAAAAAAAAGACCUAGGUCUCUGUUUGUGACUGGUUUUGUGUGUGUUGCUUUGAUUUCAGCCACUCCAAGUGUCCCUAUUUUUCAGGGACAGUCCUGGAUUUAUGGAAACCAUCCUGCUUUCUGAUUUGAUCCUGAAACGUCCCACUUUUCUUUAGGAUGUCCCUAUAUUCAUCAGAGAAAUGUUAGAGGAUAUGGAGUUAUGUGACUCCUGAACUGUCUGACGGCAGCCCUGUAUAGGGAAGUUUGUGUGUGUGUGUGUGUGUGUGUGUGUGUAAAUGUUGGAAGCCACCCAGAGUGGCUUGGGCAACCCAGUCAGACAGGUGGGGUAUAAAUAGUAAAAUUAUUAUUAUAAUUGAAUAGAAUGUCCCUAUUUUCAUGAGAGAAAUGUUGGAAGGUCUGAGAUUUACAGGGAGCAGCAUAAACAGUAUCUCAGGCAGUCUUGCUUUCUGUGCCUUGCAUAACUGGCUCAACAACCCUUCGUUUUCCAAAGUCAAGCAGUACACCAGCCGGAAGAAAGGGGUCCUGCUCUCAUCCCAGCUGAUUGAGACUGCGAUACAUGCCUGCGAGGAACACAUGAGCAGCUUGAGGCACCAGGACAUUGACAGAGAAUCUGGUUCUCCUUUGCUAAUGAAAAAGUCACACUGGGAAAAGUUUCUACAUGGCUACUACCAGCUAGCCCAGUAAGUAUAGGAGAUGCUGGAAUAUACCACACAGCAAAACCAUCUGUUCUUGAACCCAGAAAGCCCCAAUUUCAGAACUGGAUCUUUGUGCAAAUUUGUGUCCAUUUGCAUAGAGUGGAAUCCACCAAGUCGACUUUAACUUGGGCAAGGAGACUGCAUCUUCCGCUCGUCUCUCCACCCGGCUCUCAAAGCCCCCCCCAAAAAAAACUUUCUUUGAGGGUAUUCUGAAGGCUGGAGGUAGGCAGUGGGAGCUGAAAUAAUGUUGCACAAGUGGAAGUCCAUUCUGUUUAUGGACAGCAGCUGGGUGCAACCUGUUCUGUGUGUAUGUGCUCAUUUCCCUUUAGCAAUAUUUGUCGCCCCUCUUAAUUUUUUGCAGAAUCAUUUUAGGAAAGAAGGUUUGACGCACAUACAGAUUUUGCGUUUAGGGCGCUUGGUUUUGUAGCUUGCCCCUGACAAAAGAGGACACACUGGGCAGGACUGAACCACAAACUUUGUGUCGUUAUCUUCUCUGCAGCCCCUGCCUUUCUCCUUCCUCCUUGCUCUCUUCCUGCCCUUCCUCCCCCCUCUGAUCAUCCUUGGGAAUUGGGGUCAUGUGAUCACGAUGGCACGAGGGCAGCCUACAUAAACUCUGAAGGGACAAUCUUCUAACACAAACAGGGGAAUAAACUACACCUAUCAGGAUUACAGCAACUGGGUAUGUAGAGGAAGAUACAGGGACUUAAAGGGGAACUUGAGGGAAGGACUGGGGUUUGUAUUGUGUAAAGAAAUUUUUACUCCCUGACUACUGGAAGGUCCUGCCAGAUUAAACCGGGAUUUUUUCUAGGGGCAUUGAGUAGAAACUCCUUGAACACCUUUCAUUUCCUUCACAAUUGUGAGCCAGUGUGGUGUAGUGGUUAAGAGCGGUAGACUCGUAAUCUGGUGAACCGGGUUCGAUUCCCCACUCCUCCACAUGCAGCUGCUGGGUGACCUUGGGCCAGUCACACUUCUUUGAAGUCUCUCAGCCCCACUCACCUCACAGAGUGUUUGUUGUGGGGGAGGAAGGGAAAGGAGAAUGUUCGCCGCUUUGAGACUCCUUCGGGUAGUGAUAAAAUGGGAUAUCAAAUCCAAACUCCUCCUCCUCCACAAUUGUGAGAGCUGGAAAUGUUGCUCUAUUUUCAAACAAAAUUUUGCAGGAAUCAGCAGACUGAGAAGUGUCCAUGCAGAAAUUGGUUAUGUGAAUUGUGUUACGUGAAUUAGGCAGUUUUGCUCAUCUUUACAUGCUUAUGCUCUUAAUCUCUCUCUCUUUUUGUUUUUGCUUUGUUUUUAAUCAUCAAAAACUGGGGACGAUAAAUUUGAGGGCUAUGUCUGAAAGACUGAAGGGAAAUGACUGUCGGACCUGAGUAUGAAGGCCCUAGGCAUGGGAAACAAUGGAGAGAGGAAAGGAUUGCCGUUGGGUACUGAAAUCUGAGCCACCUGGAAGGUUCUCCCAGGUGCUCUAUAGCACCUGAGAUGUUGUGGUUGAAAAUGCUCACGUAUCCCAAGCCCAGGGAUGGGGAACCUACAGCCUACUUUAUGUUGUUAGGCUAAACGCCUAUGAGGUGGUAUCCCAUUGAAGUAGUUCCAUCAGCACAAGGACUUUCUUCUUUUCUUUUUUUUAAUAUUUAUUAAAGUUUCAAAAAAUACAAAAAAUACAGAAUACAAAAAGAAGAAGAAUAAAGAUUUUUUUUUUUAAUAUAACCAAAAAAAGUAAAAAAAUAUAUAUAUAAAAAGAAACAUACCAAAUAAACAGUUAAAAAGACAUUAAUUUUCCAUAACCUAUCUUCCCUAUACUUAUUUCCCCGGACCUCCUCAUACCUCCCUUUUUUGUAUUCCAGUUCAAUUUGUUAGUUCAGCAAAUCCUUACCAUUAAAAUUACCCAGUUGCAAACCUUCUUUCAUAUCUCUUAAAGUAUUACAGCUAAAAACCUCUUAGUUUCUAUCCAACAUCCUUCUAAAAUUCCUUAAUUUUACAAUAUCUCUGUAAAUAGUCUUUAAAUUUCUUCCAGUCUUCUUUCACCGACUCUUCUCUCUGGUCUUGGAUUCUGCCAGUCAUUUCCGCCAGUUCCAUGUAGUCAAUCACCUUCAUCUGCCAUUCUUCCCAGCACAAGGACUUUCUCUCCUCUCCUGCUUCCACACUGUCUCCACAUAUCCUCCAGAGGGUCGGGAUAACCCCAAGAACAGAUUUAGGGGGUGCAUAGGGGAAGGGGGGGAGUUCAUGAUGCAGCCAGAAGUUCUUACGCAAAUGGAACUAUGUUGUUGGAUACUGCCCACAAUCCCUCGACAUGUUGGCCAUGCUGGCUGUGGCUGAUCGGCGUUAGAGUCUAAUAAUAUCUAGAGAGCCAUGAGUUCCCUCUGCGACUGCAAGGGCUGUAAAUCUGUUAAUGGUGAAAUGGUCUAUUAGGAGGCCAUAUUCUGAGAUUUACCACUCGGUCAUAACCGUGCCAAUUUCUAAAUAAAGCUGUGGUUGAGUCCGAUAUACAGCUUGUUUCUAGAAUAGUUGCCUGUCCCAACCAAACAGAUGGUGCUGGCAGGAGAAUGGGUGGGGUCCUUGCCCUGAGUGUUUGUGUUUGCAGCGAGGGGGCACAGAUGGUGCAGACGGGUGCCCACGUCGAGCGGUGCGAAGACGUCCUUCAGCGACUGUCCAAGGUCGUCCCGCAGCUGGACAUGGAAGGGGACAGGAACAUAUGGAUUGUGAAGCCAGGAGCCAAGUCCCGGGGCAGAGGUGAGAGAAGUGGUGCUUUGAUAAUCCAAAAGAGCAUAUAAGGGGGAGCCUGGGGAAAGGGCUUGUUCACGCUGGGCUUCUUCCUGAGCAGCGGCACCCUGACCACAUCCCUAUUGUGCCCUUCUUGAGUUUGCUGUUCUUAAAAAAUCUGGGUUGCUAAGGCACUGUGCACAACUGGUGCAGCCCUCACCCAGCAGGCUUAGAGAGGAGAGGGUGUGCUUUCUUGACACCCAGCAGCUGAAACGUGAGGAGGGCUUUUUCGGCCUCUCUAUUGAGUUCACACAAUCAAAUGAGACAGUGAAGGCCGACUGAGAAGGGACUUGCUUACUGCAGUGAAUGCAGCCUGUCCUAGUGGCAGAUUGAGGUUGCUCAGAAUUAACCCCCAGCUAUGAAUCAGCCUUAUAGGGCGAGAGCCAAAGGGUUUGUUUACUCCCCCCCCCUUUUUCACUCCAAAAUGCUUUUCUUUUUUGUGUUGUGACUUUCAGAUCGUAAGCCCAAAGGCAGAUCCUUUCCUAUCGUUGACAUUUGUUAGCCUUUCUUAGGGUUGCCAUACAUCCAGAUUUCCUGGACAUAGCCAGUAUUCAGCCCUCAAGUGGAAAUGGCAGCCCGUGUCAGUAGUGUAGAUUUUGGUGAUUUUCACCGGUGUGGUGUAGUGGUUAAGAGCAGUGGACUCGUAAUCUGGGGAACCGGGUUCGUGUCUCCGCUCCUCCACAUGCAGCUGCUGGGUGACCUUGGGCCAGUCACACUUCUCUGAAGCCUCUCAGCCUCACUCACCUCACAGAGUGUUUGUUGUGGGGGAGGAAGGGAAAGGAGAGGAGAAUGUUAGCCGCUUUGAGACUCCUUCGGGUAGUGAUAAAGCGGGAUAUUAAAUCCAAACUCCUCCUCCUCUUCUUCUUCUUCUUUUUCAUUAAACUUUUGUGUCCAGAUUUUCACUUUUUUAAAUAAGGCAACCCUAGGCCCUUUCUGGAACCGUUUUUUGUUGUUGCUGCCAAAGAUAAAAAUGCAUUAUGUUAGUCCUGCCAUGACAACCUGAUGACCACCUGGUUAUGCAGGGCUCCUGAUCCUGGCAUGAUAUGACUGCCACCUUUGUGAGUUUCACAGCUACCCUAGAAGUUCUCUUUGUUGAGUGGAGGUUGGACACCAGUAACACAAAACAUGCACUUUGUGUCUCUUGCCAUCCCCGCUGCAUCGGCUGUGGAAAGGGUGUUGUCUACCUAGCUUGGCUUCUGCAGAAAGGGUGCCUGAGCUUUUCGCUUUGCUCUGAACUGCUCUGAUAGCAAGGAUGUGGGGAUGGAACGGACGUGGGUCUGUCAUGACCAUGAGGGCUUUUGUUUCUUUCCCAACAGGCAUCAUGUGCAUGGACCGCUUGGAGGACAUAGUGAAGCUAGUGGACUGCGACCCCAUGAUCGUAAAGGACGGCAAGUGGGUGGUGCAGAAAUACAUUGAGACGCCCCUGCUCAUCUUUGGCACCAAGUUUGAUCUGCGCCAGUGGUUCCUGGUGACCGACUGGAACCCACUGACCAUCUGGUUCUACCAGCAUAGCUACAUCCGCUUCUCCACGCAGCCCUUUUCCCUGCACAAACUGGACACGUGAGUGUUGCAUUGCUUAUCUUCUCCACAGCUGGAUAUAGCUUUAUGUUUGUGGUUAGUGUGUGUGUGUGUGUGAGAGAGAGAGAGAGAGAGAUAGAGGGAUGCUGCUGCUUUGUGAAGACUUUGUUCUGUGCAUGCCACUCACAGUCUUAAAUAGUCUCGUCGAUGUCCCAUGAGGACCGCAGAGCCACAGAAGAGCAUCUGCCUUGCAUGCAGAAUGGUCUCAGGCUUAUGCACUGGCAUCUCCAGGUAGGACUGAGGAUCUCUCCAGCCUGAAUCCCUGGAGAGCUGCUGCCAGUCUGUGCUGACAAUACUGAGCUAGGUGGACCUAGGACUCUGACAAACUGGAACGUGUCCAGAGGAGGGCAACCAAAAUGGUCAAAGGCCUGGAAACGAUGCCUUAUGAGGAACAGCUAAGGGAGCUGGGCAUGUUUAGCCUGGAGAAGAAGAGGUUAAGGGGUGAUAUGAUAGCCAUGUUCAAAUAUAUAAAAGGAUGUCACAUAGAGGAGGGAGAAAGGUUGUUUUCUGCUGCUCCAGAGAAGCGGACACGGAGCAAUGGAUCCAAACUACAAGAAAGAAGAUUCCACCUAAACAUUAGGAAGAACUUCCUGACAGUAAGAGCUGUUCGACAGUGGAAUUUGCUGCCAAGGAGUGUGGUGGAGUCUCCUUCUUUGGAGGUCUUUAAGCAGAGGCUUGACAACCAUAUGUCAGGAGUGCUCUGAUGGUGUUUCCUGCUUGGCAGGGGGUUGGACUCGAUGGCCCUUGUGGUCUCUUUCAACUCUAUGAUUCUAUGAUUCUAUGAUUCUAUGACCAUAGGCGCUCUUCUAAAUUCUGCAGGAUCAUCCCAGUUACAGUGGUACCUCAGGUUACAUACGCUUCAGGUUACAGACUCCGCUAACCCAGAAAUAGUGCUUCAGGUUAAGAACUUUGCUUCAGGAUGAGAACAGAAAUCGGGCUCCGGCGGCGCGGCAGCAGCGGGAGGCCCCAUUAGCUAAAGUGGUGCUUCAGGUUAAGAACAGUUUCAGGUUAAGUACGGACCUCCGGAACCAAUUAAGUACUUAACUUGAGGUACCACUGUAUUAUUCCCGGGUAAAUAGUUUGUGAACUACAGCUCUGACCAUUUAAGCAGAUUACAGACCUGCCUGAAACCUUGCGAAGCUCCAUAUAUGUUUUCUAUGUGGGAGUUUUAAUUCUCUCUUGAUAAGGCACCUUUUGAGGGCAAUGUGCCCUGACAAGCAGGUGAGAAAUCUGUUGCGUGAAAUUAAAUAAAUCAGCGCUCUCGUGCAGACCAGCGUGCUCUGUAAACAUUGCCAAAGCAACUUGACCAGCUUAAUGUAACCGGGGAAAGGCAUCUGACGGUAGCUGGCCGCUGAAUAUCUUGGAGAGCCCCAAGAGAGGGCAGCUGAGGGUGGAGAAGAAAUGGAGGGUGGGAGAAAGGAAAAAAGAACUGGUGGUGGAGGAGUGAAUAUCUUGUAUGAGCAUGAAAAAGGAGUUGGGAGCCCGGGUGUGGUUGUAGUAAUAAGGAGAGAGUGUUUCGGGGAGGGAUGAAGAUAGGACUUGUUCAGAGAGCCACAAGGGCGCUGUGGGGCUAAAGUAGAGGGAGAUGAGGUUUUUGGGGAAGGGAGAAUGCAGAGCAAAGCAGAGCAGUCAUGCCUUGAGCUUUGCUGGAGCCUAGCAGGGGAGAAAUGCCCAAGAAGUACUGUGGUUACCACACUGGUAAGUCAGCCGUCGUGGGCAGAGCUCUUGUGAACAGGGCUUCUUUAGAAUGCAGAAUGAGGCUUCUUGACAGCAGCACGUACAGGGAAGAAGUAUCUGAAAUAUACUCGGAGUCGAGAGUGGAUUUCAUUGCUCUUUAUUCAGCUCAUAGUGGGAGGAGGAAUGAAAGUUCUCCCAAAGUAUCUGCUUUAUAUAUAUUCUUUACACAAUGGGCUGCACAUGCUUGGCUAAUUCCGGAAUUCUCCUGUAGGCCAAUCAGGUUGCAGAUUCACUUCCACCUGGAGCUGGAUUGGGUGGCUCCUGCAGACCAAUCAUACUGCUGCAUUGUUCUAGGACCAAUCAGACUGCUGCAUUCUGAAUCCUAUUUUUCUAGGACCAAUCAGACUGCUGCAUUUUGGAUCCUAUUGUUCUAGGACCAAUCAGACUGCUGCAUUUUGGAUCCUAUUCAACUCAGUACAUAACAGUAUCCCUGAUCACCAUAGAUGGGAAGGAGUUCAGAAUGGGGAGCAGCUCAGUGGGCAAGCCUCUGUUUUGCAUGAAGAAGGUGCCAUGUUCAGUCCCCAGAAUCUCCUGGUAAGGCUGGGAAAGCCUCCUUUCCAAAAUCCUUGAGUGCCACUGCACUCUUGCCCCUAUAGAUGACGCUGAGCUAGAUGGGCUGAUUUCCUGUGUUCCUAUUGUGGCUUAGCAGGGAUGGAACACACACCUCCCGGGUCCCAAUCCUGUAUUGUUGCCCGAUGCACCUAACCUCUGCCCCUUGUGGACUGAUCUUACCCUCCUCUCCAACCCAGCUCCAUCCACCUGUGCAACAACUCCAUCCAGAAGCACUACGAGAACUCGUUGAACCGCCACUCUGAGCUCCCCCGCGACAACAUGUGGUCGUCCGAGCAGUUCCAGGCCCACCUGCGACAGAUGGGAGCCCCCGAGGCGUGGUCCACAGUGAUUGUGCCCGGCAUGAAGGCCGCGAUCAUUCACGCCAUGCAGACCUCGCAGGACUUGGUGGAAUUCCGCAAAAACAGCUUUGAGCUCUACGGCGCAGACUUCCUCUUUGGAGAAGAUUACCAGCCGUGGCUGAUUGAGAUCAAUGCCAGCCCCACCAUGGCAGCCUCCACUGCCAUCACUACCCGCCUUUGCGCCAGCGUGCAGGAGGACACCUUGCGUGUGGUCAUCGAUCGCAAGUACGACCGCAACUGCAACACGGGAGAUUUUGAGCUCAUCUACAAACAGGUUAGUGCACAGGGCCCAGCUGCCUUAGCCUCAGGGACUGGGAUUAGCUGCUUGGAUAAAGCAUCUCCCCAGUCUGCCUUAUUUGCCUUGCACUGGCUCUGCCCCCCUUUCCUUUGGGUUCUUGCUCUGCCACCAUCUGGUGGCCUUCAAUGCAGAUGGCUCAUCCUUUCUGCACUGAGGGUUUGCAGGCUGAUUAGGUGCCUGAGGAGCCAGCUGGCAGGAAUGGCCAACAGAAAGCUAAGGGCGCUCAUUCAGAGCUGUCUCCAGUGCCUCAUGGAAUGGGACAGGACCUCAAAGCAGGCCUGAGUUUCUUCUCUAUGGAGUGUGCCUUGAUUGGUUGGGAGGUGGCACCACACACAGACUUCUCCUUUCUUCCUAUAUAUAUAGAAACCUAAGGCUGUUGUCAUGCUUUGCAGUUCACGUGGCCACCAGGAGGUGACCAUGCCAACUCCAGUAUGACGAACACAGGCAGGAGAGCAAGGAAGCACUGCUGGUGGCAGCUCAGGAAGGAAGGAGAGGCACUUCACAGAGCGGUUUAGCAAGCUGUUAUGAAGCAUCUCUUGCCCUCUGUUGAAAGGCGUUUGGGGUUGGGAUGCACUGUGAGGGGAGGAGCAGUGUAAAGAGAGUGGGGCUUGGUCAGGUGUGGAAGAAGGGCAGCUGGCAAAGGGGUUGGUGGACAGGCCGGGUGAGUGGAGUUGCUAGUCUAGUUGCUAGUCCAACCCCCUGCAGUGCAGAAAUCUCAUGCUCUUCCUACUGAGCCUUCCAGAUUGGAAGCAGACACUGUUCUGAAUGCACCUCCUGCAGAACUGCAGUGGAUGGUCUCCUCUGGGUCAUUCUGGUGUGGCUUUGCAUCAGGUGGAGUUGGAUCAUUCCUACACUCUGGUGCAGAAACGCUCCAGAAUUACCUAUUCCUGGAGGGGGCUUAUGGGAAGGAGCAUCACAGAACCCUUUUUAACAAUUCGGUUUUUUGAAAGCACCCUAGUGGUUCUCUGGAGACACGCUGUAGCAUGUAUGCAGGCACAAUUUAGGAACAGCUUCUUUGGGCCUCCUCUGCACCAGACACAGAUGGAUCCUGGGGACCAUUUCUGCUUGAUAACAACAACAACAACAAUUUAUUAUUUAUACCCAUAGCUGUCAACUUUUCCCUUUUCUUGCAAAGUAUCCUAUUCGGAAUAAGGGAAUUUCCCUUACAAAAAGGGAAAAGUUGACAGCUAUGUUUAUACCCUGCCCAUCUGGCUGAGUUUCCCCAGCCACUCUGGGCGGCUCCCAACAGAAUAUUAAAAACACAAUAAAACAUCAAACAUUAACAACUUCCCUAAACAGGGCUGCCUUCAGAUGUCUUCUAAAAGCUAGAUAGUUGUUGUAUUUCCUUGACAUCUGAUGGGAGGAUGUUCCACAGGGCGGGCACCACUAUCGAGAAGGCCCUCUGCCUGGUUCCCUGUAACCUCUCUUCUCGCAGUGAGGGAACCACCAGAAGGCCCUCGGAGCUGGACCUCAGUGUCCAGUGAUGAAACCAUAUCCCCGAAGCCCCGUCUCAGGAUAUCUCUCCAGCCUUGUGGCAGCUUUGCAAGCCAGGGCCGACGAGAAUCCCUGCUGCCCUGCCCCUCUGAGCUCGAGGGGUGCUCAGCAGCCUCACCCUGUUUCCCUCAUCUCCCCACAGGCAGCUGUGGAAAUCCCUCAGUACGUUGGCACUAGCCUUUUGGUAGAAGGCUCCACCGUCAAGAGGCCUCCGCUCCAGAGAAGCCCCGUGCCCAGCGACGCCAGGAACAGCAGUGGGCUGCAGCCACCCAAGCCCAAGCUGAUUUACCGGCGCAGUAACCAGGAUACUCCACGAGCCCCCACCCCGUGCUGGGCGUCCGCCAACGGCAAGGCGACCGAGCCUGCGGCUCCUGGGAAGGAGAACAAAGCCCGGGAGAAGGCGCCCGGCAGCAAGGUCCCCGAUUCGACGUCCGCAAGGUUCAAGCUGCCCAGCAAGCUCAACGUAGACCCCCGCAACCGGAAAGUGCUGAUGGCCCAUGGCAUGGCUACCACCACGGUCGUCCCGGGGGGCAAGUUGUCCGGCCCGGCUCAGCUCUGUGCCACGUCCAGCUCCCAGAGCCUAGCUCCCCAGGAGACCGCCCUCCACCAGGCCAAGGAUCCCAAAGGCGCCGUCGCGGUGGCUCCGGUGCCCAGCAAGGCAGCCCCGAUGCCAGGUAGGGAGCUGUGGCUGAAGAUGCGGUCGCAGGAAAUGGGUUCUCUCCCCCUCUCUCCUGACCUGGCGGCCUCUCGCGCUCCCUUCUCUGCCACCCACCCCGUGAGGCUCAGGGUGCAGCAGCACCUGCGGAACUUGAUGCACAGCAUACCUGUGCCCCCAAAUCCCCCGUCCCCCCCGGGCAUGGAUUUAGCUUCGGCCACCGAACUCACUGCCAUCAGAGCGUCUAUGAUCAGGAGGCGGCAGCAGAGGGAGGGCAGGAGCCCCCAUUGACCCAGGAGCAGCCCUCGUUCGGGGCUUGUCGCCGCAGGCAGGAAUCAUGCUACAUAUAUAUAAAUAGAUAUAUAUAUUUAUAGGGUCUGGGCAGCACUUCUCAACGUGGGGUUGUAUGGAGAGGGAAUCAUGUUUUCUUAAGAGCUAGACUCUCCAUUCCAAUAAAGGACUUUAAAGGAACGUUGGCCACAGUGUGUGAUGGCAGGGAGUGGGCCAGAGGAGGAGGUCGGAUGAACCGCCUUUGGCAUUUGUGUGGAGGGCAAAACUAAGGCUCCGUUUGCUAGGGGCAAGGCGGGCAGGGAAGUGCUAGGAGUCAAGAGCAACGCAGGGACUAAGGGAGGUGGAGAGAAACCAUGAUACAAAGGGAAGAACUUUGUAUCCUGGUUCUCAGAACCUUCUUUGCCUCUCGGGUGUCCUUGGAAUCAAACAGUUUCCCACGAGUGUACAGUGGUACCUUGGAAGUCAAACAGAAUCCGUUCUGGAAGUCCGUUCGACUUCCAAAACAUUCAGAAACCAAAGCGUGGCAGCCAAUCAGAAGCCCCAUCGGACGUUCAGGUUCCAAAGAACAUUUGCAAAGCAGAACACUCACUUCUGGGUUUCUGGUGUUUGGGAGCCAUAAUGUCCGAGUACCAAGGCGUUUGGGAUCUAAGGUACGACUGUAUUUAGGAUCAUUUGCCUUCUUUGAAAUGGAUGUUUUGGGACGGGCCAUACCCACAAUGGCAGCCAUUUGGCAAAUGGGUCCUCCCCUUACCCCCCUGUCGGCAGCCAUCUUGUUUCUUUCUCAGUACAUUCCCAAUGUGCCCCCCAGAACCCAAAAGUUGGCGACCCCUGAUGUAGGGAUUGCUUGGUUCCAAGCCCACUGGAACAGAGCGGGCUGAAUCUCAGACAGAGGAAAUUAUGUGACUCGAGAGAUCAGAAGCAUGUGGGAUUUAGGCAAGGAGGUCCAAAAGGCUAGCCUAUGGGCAUGCAAGCAGGUUGCCCAAACAGCCAGUUGAACAACCCUGCCUUGUGAUCCACAGCCAAGCUCUGCAGUAUACGACAUAUACUCCUCCCAAGUCUCUGCCUGGCUAGCCGUCCUCCCUACCUUGCUACUGAUUUGUCUGCUACUGUGCUGUUGUUUUUGUCCCUGCCAUUUGGGUGGCAUUGUGAAACAACGGAGGAGGAGGAGGAGUGGUACUUGACUCCCCUCCUCCCUGUGGUUCUUUGUCUUCAUUCUCAAUGCAUCAGCACACUUCUUGCCCGUUCGUCAAACUUUUAUGGUCAAGGAACCACCCAUCUGGUUGAAUUUAGUAGGAAUGUACAACAGUAUAUACCAAAUAUUUCUUCAAGGACUGAAGCAGAAUGCAUGAAUAAGCCACUGACUAGCAAAAUUCAGGUGACCAAACUGAGGUGGUAUGGGAACAGAAUGCUGAACUUAGAUGGGCCCCGAUCCAGCAGGCUCCUCUUGUGUUCAUAAGCUAAGCACGGGUGCAAGGUAUUCCAUUAACAUGAUCCUAAAUAUCAUUCAUGGUUAGGGAUGCUCUUUAAUGCAAAAAAAAAUAAAAAAAUAAAAAUAAAGCUGGCCCUUUUCACUCUAAUGAAAUUCCUUAUCAUCACAAUGGACUCCUGCUUCUGAAUUCUCCCCCCAGCAUAUCCUUCUUGAGGCAUUCAUUGUUUUUGUGUGUUACAAUCAUGAAAGAUACAUGCAAGCCCCUCUCCCUGCUGGAAGUCACAGUCCUCUUAUCAAUAGCCCUCCAUGAGUUAAAGGAUAUUUUCCAGAAGCAGGCAGUUCGCCAUAUAAAAACUGGGGGUUGUAUUAAACUUUUACUUAAAAGUUGGGCUGGAUCCAACUAAGUAGCUCUGCUAUUGAUAGCCAGUGCAAGGACUCCGGCUAGCACAUUGGGACUCCCCCCACAACCCUCCCCCAGCAAAAUCAGCUGGGGGUGUGUUUGGUUGGGACCACCCCAGAACAGCACAUGGGGGGGGGGGGAGUCAUUCUGUCAAGCAAACAGAAAUGUUUGCACUUCCAAAAGGUUUGUUUUAGCGUGAUGUUGAAUUCCUCCCAUUGAAAUUAAUGGCCAUUGCUAAUGUAGGUCCGUUAAUUUCAAUGGAUCCACUCUGAGUAUAAUUGAGUAUAACGCACAGAACUGGAAUGUACUGGAAAGGGUAGAGUUUGCCAUUGGGCCCUCGUAGCCUCUUAAAAUAAUCGGUCAAAUAGGUUUUGUGCCUCCGAGGCCAUUGUAGGCUUGCCAGUCUUCUUUAAAAAUACCCUUUGCCUUUAACACUUGUAUGAUGGACUGAAUCCAACAGGUGAAACUUGCCUUGUCACUGAAUUUCCAUUCCAAGGGAAUGCCUGUGUCUUUAACAGUUGCAUGACAGGCCAGAACUGAUAACAGUAUACAGCACUGGUGUGUACAAAGUACACACCCACUAUUCUUCAUGUGCACAACAGAGAGGUGUGAGCAGACCUGGAACACAGGGGAAUGUUAAGGUUUGCAAACAUGCAAAAAAUUAUAUAUGUAGCUUUGCUCAGCCCAUAAAACACCAUGGAGACAGUUGGACUCUCUCGUUUUCAUCAGACGCCAGCCUCCUUCAAAGCUCUUGCCAAAAGUAUUGCUUCCUUUCACCGUGUGUUGUGCAUUUAAGCUCAUUAGUGGCCUAGAUUCGAGGCAAUUCAUCCCUGAGGAGGGCUCAAGGCUCACAGGUUGAGAUGAGUGUGUCUUUCAGCCCACAGGUUCUCAGUCAGGUGCCUGUCCACUGUGGUGGGCCUCUUCCAUGGUGUAUAUGGUAUGUUGUGGCAUGUCCAUGUCUCCCUGCAUUGACUGCUGCUUCUUGAGCCUUGGCUUUGGGGCCUGCGAGUGGCUGUUGGGGUUAAAGUGCCGUGAGUUUUGCAUGGGCUCGUUUCUUCCCUUCCUUUCCCCUGCUGUUGCAAAAGGAGCUGGGCCAGGGCUUUCCUCUCAUUUUGGAGGCCGUUGCACAAUUCUGUUUUGGGUUGUUGUUGUUUUUGCUUUCUGCCAAUGGCUAAAAAGCGGCCAUCCGUCUGCGCGGAAGGGGCGCUCUUUUUAGAACGUUUUAGAGCUUUCCGGGGUCUCUCAGCAUCAAGGCAACGUGCUCUAUUAUUGGUUCCUCCCCAGGCCUGGCUGCAAUUCACAAGCUCCCCCGCCUCUUCUGCAACGGAAAGGCCAUGGCAAGUUGGCAAGUGCUGUGCGGCUCCAGAGCUGGGCCUCGGCGGCGGCUUCCCAGAACUCCCAAAUUCUUCUACCGCAAGGUGGUCAUCUCAUGCCAGGCUCAGGUAUACACCGAGUCCCUGAGUGCUCACGGGACCACACUCCUGCCCCGAGAAGCCCCACUGACCAGCAUCGCCCCUCUCUGCCUGCUUCCUUCUGCAUCUCCAUCCUUGGAGGCUGUCGAAAGCUGCUUCCCUCUGUAGAACACAUCUUGCAGCUUUGAGCAGGAGCCAAGAGGUCACCCCACACACCCCACACCUCCUCUUUGGACAUGCUUCCCCCCUCCCAGUCCAGUAACCACUGAUCCUUCCCUCACCCAUAUGUCUAGGAUGUGCAACACCUGCCACCCCAGGUACCAGCUUUUGAAAAUCAGAUGUCUGUAUUGCCUCCAGUGGGGGAAAAAGGAGACUAUGAAACCACAUGCAAUAACUCCGCCGCGGCAGGCGACUCGAUGCCGUCGGGCUUGGUAAAAAUUUGAGGAGGAACUCUGGGAGAGUUGCACGUAGAAAUCCACUUUGGGCUUGGAACUUUGAGAAGACCUCUAGUGGGUCGUGCGGCGCCCGAAUCAAUUGUCUAUAGAUUCUAAAGACGACCGGGUCUCUCUUCUGCUUCCCCGAAACAACCGCCAGGCUGCAGAAUUAGGUUGCUCCUAGGCUCUUCCCCAUCACACGAUUGAUAACUUUUGGAAAUCUUCCAACCAUUGAUGUGAAAAAUGGAGCACCCUGGGAGACCCAGCAGAAGGCGAGAGUUGCAAAGCCAUGGAGAAAGAAGAUCAAAACUGCUGAGAGCAAAAGAGACCCAUUAGGUCAUUGGAGGGCUCUAUCUCACAUGCUAAAACAAAGAACCAUGCUUGCUGCCCUCUGCCUUUGUCAGUCCUUAACCCAGGGAUCAGCAUCCGGUGUGUCCGGAGCACAACAGGGCUCCCUGAAUCUGACCACUAACCAGCGCCCACGGCUGCCUAUUCGGAGGCAAGAGUAUAUGUGCAGAGGAAUUUAAGGUUCACGAAGCUGGGGGACAGCUAGGUACCAUCUAUCAUGUCCUCAAAAUAGCUUCCCAGUAAAUACUAAUUGCUAACCAGGGCAUUAAACAUGGAUGAUAACCUGGCCAGCUUUUAAGUAACCAGCCUGUAAAUGCACAAUUGUCUCUGACAAUGAGAGAUUCGGUGUAAAAAUAGGUGGUGGAGAAACAAGAGAAAUAUUGGCUUUAAUACCAGUACAGUCGUACCUUGGAAGUUGAACGGAAUCCGUUCCGGAAGUCGGUUCGACUUCCAAAGCGCGGCUUCUGAUUGGCUGCAGGAGCGUCCUGCAGACAAUCGGAAGCCGCGCCAGAUGUUCGGCUUCUGAAAAUCGUUCGAAAACCGGAACAAUCACUUCCAGGUUUUCGAUUGUUCGGGAGCCGAAACGUUCGAGUUCAAAGGCAUUCAGCUUCCGAGGUUCCACUGUAUAGGAAUUUCCAGUGCUAUUUUUCUAGAAAAAAGAGGUGCCGGAACUUACCAUGAAUGCCUCCAUUGUUCUCUUAGAAAGGCAAUGGUGAGAGGUGCUGGAACCAGGUUCCAGCGAGUUCAUGCUGAAAAAAAGCCCUGAAAAUUUCUUUGGAAAUUUCUUUAAAAAAGGCUUCUAGGAACGGAUGCUGGGUGCUGGGUUAUGUUUUUAGCAUUUAAAUACAUACAUUUUGUGUGAAAUUACUGAUCUAGGGCACAGGUUCCCAUAGGCCCCAUUAUAAAAGUAAUAAUCUUGCAGUAGGUUUCAGGUAAGAUUGUCAAUUGUGACUCUUCCAACACCAGUGGUGCUCGUGUGAUUUUUACAGCUACCAGACCAUCAAAUUCAGCAGAUGGUACUCCCGUCCCCCAAUCAGUGAAAUUUAAAAAACAAAAAUGAGCUCUGCUGGAUCAUACCAAAGGCCUGUCUAGUCCAGCAUUCUGUUCUCACUGUGGCAAACCAGUUGCCACCAACCCAAACAAGACACGAGGGCAACAGCCCAUCUCCAGCUUGCAGUCAGUGGCAACUGGUACUCAGAGACACAGAGCUAGCGAGACCAUCCAUCAAUUUGUCUCAUCACAUUAAUCCAGAGAAACUUUCUCCUCUUGAAUUCUUGCUAGUCAGACAGGGUGGGGGGAGGCAAACCCAACCUUUGGCUAAAAGAUGCUCUGUUUAACAUACCAGGUUUUGGAAAUUCUUCCCUGACAGAAGGCAGAAACAAGAGAGAUAGUCAUAAUUUGUGUGUCGAGUCUACUGUGGAAGCAAGCACCGCAUUUCAGACAAAUGUACAGGCCUCUUGUUCCUUACGUUUGCACUAGGCGUUAGAUCGGUACAGCACCGCCUGGUUGGUUCUUGUGUAGAUUAGCAAAACCGCCACCCUACAUUUUUAGAGCAAUCAAACUGCUGCAUUAGCCACACCAAAGUGGUUUCCCUGGGGUACAAGCCUGGGCAGUGAAUAUGGAGGUUCUGGGCUGCCAGACAAACAGGACUCCAUCCUUGGCCACGCUGAUGCGUUCCAAAGGAAAGCAGAGCCGUACAUUGGCACCAGCUUGGCUGCAAGAGUUACCAGAAGGUGUUGUACAAGGCACCACCCAACCCACUUAGGGACUUCACUCUGGAUUUGUGUAGGGUUUACUCCUUAGCCUUUUCUUCUCCUAAAGAUAUCCCGCCAGGCAGAGGUGGUUUAGGUUCAGUGUUUUCCUUCUCCUAGAUGGGCUGCCUUCAGGGUUCAAGAACAACCCCACCCAAGAGAACAGAGGCUCUUCUGGGCUGCCAAUAGCAGCCUGAAUCUUUUUUUAAAAAAAAUAAAUAAAUCCUGGCUGUAGAAAAAGGAAAUAGCUAUUUUAUAGGAUUAGGAGGCAUUUCAUACUUGGCUUGGCGGUGCAGAGAGGGCAAUAUGCUUCUCUACUGAUGCCCUGCCUUCUUUCCUCUCCGCUCAUAAAACUCUCUGGCCAGUCUUUGCUUCACUUCCUGAAAUUCAGUUCCCCGCGUGGUUUUUUAGAGUCACACUGGGGCAUUAACAAGGAGGCAAAAUUCAGGACUGUUAUCUUUAUAUAUAAAAAUCAUGGUGAGCGUACUGCUAGUGAAAUUUGAGGUGUGGAUUUGGGACUGGGUCCAGCCUUUGUUCUUCCUGUGCACCCCACCUGAACUUACCGUAGCUCCUGCUUUUGUUCCCUCCUUCCUCUCCACAAAACAUUGCUGCCACCUCCACAAUCUCCUUACCCUGCCACCAGGCUUUAGGAGCAACAAAAUGGUGCCUGGCAGCUGGCGGAUUCACAUUCGUUUCUUCAGAGGGGAUAAAACUGUUGGUGCCACCGUGACUCUUCUGUUCCGGAAAACGGGGCAUUAACCCCCCCCCCUUCCGCUCCUGGAAUUCCCAAUGUCGGUUUUUACCCAAUUAACUGUGUUCCAGGUUGCAGCCCAGUUACAUUCGUCAUAUAGAACUCAGUGGGAAAAUUCAAAGCCGGCUCUCUUUCCCUGCUGGGUUCUGCUAAAUACAGUGCAACACAAUUCUGGGAACUGACAUGCGGAGGGAGGAAAAGCCAAGAGCGGCACUUCAGCCUAUCACUCCCAUGGCCAAUGCAAAGCACCUGAAAGCUCAUUAAUUUACCGCGUAGUACCAAUGCAGGCUUUGUUAAAUGCCUGCCUUUGAGGGGGGUGGGGAAUAGGUGUGUUAGAUGGCUCGUGGAUUCUGGGUGUAUGUGCAAAAGGAAAUGUUUUAAUAACCACACAGUUUGAGUUUAUAGAUCCCAUAGCCUUCUAGCAGGUCUCUCCCAUGGUUUCAGCUCGAAGUGGCGCUAGAAAUGAAGACAUUAGUUCCUUGUUCUAGGAAAGGGGUGACUGAUUCCAGCGGCUGCAGUCCAUCAAUUCACAUCACAGUGGCCAUGCCAGCUGGGCUCCAACAUCGGGAGAGCCACAGAUUCCCUGUUCUAGGACGUGGCUUGGCUCCUUAUGGCCUCUCCUCCAUGCUGAGGUUCCAUCCUCCUGUAUGAAGCUCUACACAACAGACCGCCUCUGCUCAUGCCAUGACGGUCUCAGUGAGCAGGUUUGGAGCAGCUGCUGGCUAGCAUUGUUCUUGUAUUAAAAGGAGAUGGGAGAGAAAGGGAAGGAGACCACAGCUUAGUGGCAAAACAUAUGCUUGGCAUGCAGAAUGCCCCAUGUUCAAUCCCUAGCAUUGCUAGUUAAGGGAUUUCAAGUAGAAAGGUUGGGGUCAGAUUUUUCUUGAGACCUUGAAGAGUCAUUGACAGUCACCAUAGUCAGUAUUGGGCUAGAUGAACAGAUUUAGUUUGACUUUGAAAUAAAGGAAUCUUCCUAUGAGAGUAUUCUGGGUGGCUCUCCUCUGGAAAUCCACCUGAAUCUUACCACCUUCUGGAAGAUUUUUUUUAAAAAUUACUUUUAUUAUUCCAUAUAUUUAUCUAGGCUUUGGUUAUCUAGUUGUGCCGUAUCUUUUUGUUACAAUACAAAAGCAUGCUAUAAUUUGUUUUUACCUUGUUCUUACUCAAGCUUAAGGUUUUCAUUUAAACAAACAAAAACACAGCCCUGUUCCCAUACUUGCCAGCAGCCUGAGACAGAGUCAUGUAGCACGUAAACCUUUUUCUCAUAUACAGAGGGGCAGGAAAAGCUCCAUCUGUUAUAUUUCAAUAUGUCAGACGGCCAUUAAAGCAAGCAUGGGGAAAUAUGUGGUCCUCCAAAUGUUAUGACUUCAGCUCCCAUAAGCCCCAGCCAUAGUAGCCAAUGGUUGAGGGUGAUGGGAGCUGGAGUCUACCAAAUUCUCCGGGGCCACAGAUUCCUUCUCAACCCCACUGCUACUCCUGCCAUUAAGGGGCAAUGACAGUAAAAAAGCGAGUGGCAAUUCCAUCCACUCUCCAAACGCAAUGAUUAAAGGCAGGAAGUGGAAGCUUUGAUGCAUCUCUUUUGUUACUCAUUGUUCCUAAACCACUGAAGAGAACCAAGAAUACAAGUUUUGUGCAGUUGUGUUUGACAUUUGUACAGCUUUCCUUGGCGAGUCUGUUUUUAAAAAAAUAUUCUUUACGUCGAUGGUAUCUUGCUGGUGGAGUGGGUUUGUGGAUUGCAGUUUGUGAAAGAGAAAUAAAACUUCUACCUUUGGAGUCUGA